Molecule: messenger RNA, 495 nt
Organism: Paramuricea clavata
Lineage: Eukaryota; Metazoa; Cnidaria; Anthozoa; Malacalcyonacea; Plexauridae
Source: the annotation of a GenBank genome assembly
AUGUCAAUGAUUUUCUUCCUUAUAGGAGUGCCUGACGAAAAUCCAAAGUCUUCAUCAAAGAGUAACACCGGAGUCAUUAUUGGAACCGUGGCAGCAGCAGUGAUUGUUAUAGUCGCGGCAAUUUUCAUUGUCGGUUGCUUUCUCUUUGGAAGACUAAAAAAACAAAGAAGGCGAGACAUUGGUCCCAUUCAAAAUGCUGCUUAUGAAGGUGACAGACAUGCAGACAUAAUGCCGCAGGUAUUUCAUUCUGAAAGUAGACCACCAGCCUAUUCUGAAAUUGGGCUGCCACAAGUAUUCUAUUCCCAAAGUGAUUAUGGGCAACCAGCAAAAUAUCACAGUUCCACGACGGUGUCGAUUGGUGCAAAUUUUCAAAGCGCAAAUGAAGCAUAUCCCAACCAACAUCACAGAGCUCACAACGAAAAUGCCCAACGUGAUGCUCCACACAACUUGAAUAGCAAUCCAGCAAACGAAUCUAUGUACGAAGAAGUAUCCUAG